GUUAUCUCUAUCGUCCCCCGCGUCUUCUCUAUUUAUUGUCGCCGGGAAGCGGCGGCCGCCCCGUACCCGGAACAACAAAGCCCGAAAGACGGAGCCCGAGCCUCGGGGGCUCCUUAGCAACGGGCCGGGGCGGGAGUUCCAUGGAGACUGGGGAGCGCGCCCGCCUCAUCAUCAUCCUUGCCCUCCAGCUUAUCCUUCGCGUCCGACGCAACCGGCAGCACUGCUGCCGCCGCGUCCUCUGCCACCGCCACCUUUUCCCACGGAUGUGAUCUUCGUGGUGGGAAGCUAAGUUUUUAAACUACCCCAAUGGAUGCAGACAGUGAUGUUGCAUUGGACAUUCUGAUUACAAAUGUAGUCUGUGUUUUUAGAACAAGAUGUCAUUUGAACUUAAGGAAGAUUGCUUUGGAGGGAGCAAAUGUAAUUUAUAAGCGUGACGUUGGAAAAGUAUUAAUGAAGCUUAGAAAACCUAGAAUUACAGCUACAAUUUGGUCCUCAGGAAAAAUUAUUUGCACUGGAGCAACAAGUGAAGAAGAAGCUAAAUUUGGUGCCAGACGUUUAGCUCGCAGUCUCCAAAAACUAGGUUUUCAGGUAAUAUUUACAGAUUUUAAGGUUGUUAACGUUUUAGCAGUAUGUAACAUGCCAUUUGAAAUCCGUUUGCCAGAAUUCACAAAGAACAAUAGACCUCAUGCCAGUUAUGAACCUGAACUUCAUCCUGCUGUGUGCUAUCGGAUAAAAUCUCUAAGAGCUACAUUACAGAUUUUUUCAACAGGAAGUAUCACAGUAACAGGGCCCAAUGUAAAGGCUGUUGCUACUGCUGUGGAACAGAUUUACCCAUUUGUGUUUGAAAGCAGGAAAGAAAUUUUGUAAUUCAUCACUUAAUUGGUUAGAAUCCCUAACUGAGCACCUUUUAAAACCUGCUGCACAUUGGACUCAAAACAGAAGGAAAACUGGACCAACAGCAAUCGAGGAAAUAGACUCUUAUUCUUUCAUGGCUGCAGUGUAAGCUCCAGGCCCUUUGGGUUUUAUUUCAAACCUUGCUGUAAUAUAAAAAGGAAGUUUACAAGACAUGACGUUGCUGCUUUUACAAAAGGACAUUCUAUUUAUUUUUGCAGUAAUUCUCAUGUCCCCAUAAGCAGAGCUGUCACAGUGUGCACUACCUUAAAUUGUUUAGUUGUUAUUUUUUUCCAGUUUGAGCUAAUGUGUUUUAUUUGUGAAUAGUCUUUUACAUUUUUGUAUGCUGAAUAUGGGCACCAAAGAACCUGUAAAAGUUAUCUUUUUCAAUUGAAUGUGCACAAAUAAAAGUUUGGAAAAGGUCUCUCUUCAUAUCCAUUCUGUAACUUUUAUUCCCCAUUUUCUAUUUUAAUAAAAAUUGUAUUCAUAAUUCUUUUUUUAAUCUAUGCAAGCUUAGACUUUUGCUAAAGUGUGUUGGCUUCGUUUUGAAGUGUAUUUUGUAAAUAUAUAUAUGCCACAUGUAUAUAAUAUCUUUUAAUGCUCUGUUACCAAAUAUUGAAUAGGAAAUUUUUUCUUGCUAGAAAUAAAAACGUGUAUAUAAAUUCUAGGGAACCGGAGUAGAACUUUAUAGAUUAAGCUUAAUGUUUUAUGUUGCUAAUUUAAUAUGAUAGAAAAUAUAAAUAUCUUUUAAAGGUUAUAAAACUGUAGUUUUAAAAAGAGAAACCUCUUACCUAUAAAAUGGAUAUGAGAAAGAAGCUGUGAUGGGUUGUACCUCAUAUGUACCUUUAUUAUUCUGGGAAGACUCACCUCUAGUUGUAGGGAAGUAAUAAUAUUAGGUUGGUACUCAAGGCUCUACUAAGAGUCUUACCAGAAGCUGGUAAAUUGUGCUGUUUUAACAAGCAGGGUCCACAGGCUGCCUCUGUGCCACAGUAUCAUUAUAAUACAGUUCAACUUGAAUUUUAAA
Molecule: messenger RNA, 1915 nt
Organism: Pteropus alecto (black flying fox)
Lineage: Eukaryota; Metazoa; Chordata; Mammalia; Chiroptera; Pteropodidae
Gene: TBPL1
Product: TATA-box binding protein like 1
Exons: 7
Coding region: 307-867 (186 amino acids)
Biological process (GO): DNA-templated transcription initiation
Molecular function (GO): DNA binding; general transcription initiation factor activity
Source: RefSeq, a predicted model, not a curated record